AAACUCGCUCUCCUGCUGUCUGUAGUCCGCUGUUGUAGCGGUUUGCUGCUCUGACUUUUCACAGUAGUCUACUCCGGGCAUAGUGCUCAAAAAAGUCUCUGGUAGUGUUCUGAUAAUGUUGUGAAGUGUGUAGACUCGUUCGGUCAUUGUUUGUAGGGGAAAUAUAUUAAAUACUGUCCUGGAUUAUUUGGUUAGAAUCAAACUACACAAUUGUAUGUUUUAGCGUUUCUGUCAACAAAGAUCCACUUCAGCCAGGGUUUGCCAAGGGUUCACCCGGGGUGACAUUCCAAGCACAUCUCCAAAAAGUGUUAUCAGUCAGCAGUGGAAGAAUCUCUCCCAGCCGAUGCAGCCAAACAUCCCAGUGGACUGAGGAGGCAGUGCAGGGAACAGGGAAUCAGAGGGGCGCUCCACAUGAGAGGGAACUCUGAGAUUAGAGGCUAAUCCAGGACGAGGCCAAUCCCAGAGGAGCAUCUGCAUUUUUUGUACUUCUCAAGACCCAGACUGUCAUCCAGAUUAUUUCAUUUAAUUUAUUGCCUUUUAAAGACUUAGCUGCUUUUUUUCCCCUCCUUAAACUCCCAUCUUCUUUGCAAUGCCUGCCGAGCGGCCGACUGGAUUUGCUUAACUCUGACAACAAAGGACCAGGAGGGGAGCAAGCCAGAGAGAAGCUGUGUGUGUGUGGGGGGGGGCUGGGGGUGCUGUGUGUGUUUACUGUGUAUGAGGAUAAAGUGGCGGCCCUGUUCUAGGAGCUCAGCUGGUCAGAGGAGGUCUGCUGUAGCACGAUAUGGCACAAGGGUGAGAGUCCGGCAACUGAGAAGAUUCUAAGGGAGUCCCACUCAAGACAGAAAAUUAAGGAGGUGUCACUGUCUGAGGCUUUAUCCUCACCUCCUUUGACCCACUAAGACUGUGAGACACUAAGAAACUAAGGAGUUUGGCAUUUGUGAAGAGUUGUUUUGGCUGGUGACACUGGGGAGCAGUUUUUAGUUUCAUCACAGAACUCUAAGACUUGCAGUCUGCCUUGAGGUCUGUGCAUGCAAAAGCGCAUGAGACCUGGGGCGGUGGGAGAGAUGCCAGCAGGUUCUGGAUGAAUGAUGACAUUCGGGAAGCGCGGCAGAUCAAACCGCGUGGCCGCUGCUGUCACCAGGGUCUGGUGCAAGCUCCCAGCUGUGGCUUGAGAUCUGUGUCUCUGGCACCAGGCCUACCACUGAACUGAGUCACGGUGGAGCUAUAAAAGGAGUGUAAGGGGAAAUCAAAGGCCGGACAGAGCAAGGGUGGUCGGGUGCAAAUUAGAAGGCAGCCUUAUAUCUGACGCGAUCCCACGGAGACUCCACAUAAUGAUUCAUUAAUGAAGCCGUGCUAGUCAGCCAGGGCGGUCGUUCAUGGUAGAAAAGCUUUUUAAAGCGACGACAGCUCAUAAAUGUGUGCUACUUUGUCAAAAUAUUUAAGGAACGAUAUCCAUCACUCUGCAGCCUUACAAUAACAAAUAGAAAGUAAAUGGUGUCUGUGUUGGCUGUGUUAAGUUAACAAGUUAUGUGUAACAAUAAAGGGCCUUUCUUAGUGCACUUCUUAUCUUGUAACAGCAAAUGUCACAGGCAGUUUAAGUAAAAAAAAGAAAAAGGUACUUCCACUGAAAAUAAUUGUAAUUGUUUGAAAACAUUGAACUGUUGGUUUAACUUAGUCGGCUUAAGCCCAUGAGGAGCACUUGGUAGUGUUUUGUUUUAUAAUAAAAUACAUAGUUUGUUUUUCCUCAGGAAGGAACUGUACCCAUUUCUGGAGGUGCUCUUAAUUAUGGACUAAUCCAGGAAAGGGAAGCACUGGAGUUCCUUCGUAGUUCUUUUGUGAGGGAGACCGGAUUGGAGAGUUUGUCUGUUGGCUAUUUUAGGGGUCAUUGGCAGAGGAGUCAGUGGAAUUUAAUUACAGACAUUUUUAGAGCAGUGGACUUUGCCCAGAGAAAGUGUACUCCCAAAUCAAUCAAUGUGAGCAAAAACUAAAGCUCACUGCCAAUAGCAGCAUAUGAGUGCUCGUUUAAUUGUGUGUUCUUAAUAAGCAAAUAGAGAGAAAUCUUGCUGUCUUUGUAAAGAGGAGGUAAAUGGUUGCAGGCAUUGACUGGAGGGCUAUCUCCAUCUGGAGCUACAUUUAUUUCUAAACUGAUGUUUUAUAAACCAGAAACCCAGAGCAACUUUGGAGCCCGGCAGCCCUGACCACAUACCCGCUGUAGGUUUCCAGCAACCAGGGACAUGCAUAUUUUCAACUCCCAUUUCUCUUGACAGAGGCCUUCUGGAUAUGGACAACAAGCAGUGCCAGAAAUGGUACUUUAGUGGUAUGAAUAGCACAGAAAAACGUCAGUAGGAGAACUACAACUGAAACAGCACUGUUAUAUCACUGAGCGGUUUCACUGAGGUAAACGAGGGACAUAGUCCUGCCACAUUCAGGUCUCCUCUUUUGGAACAACGGCAUAGGAGAGGCCUCCUGAGGAAUACUGAAGUUUUGGACCAGUGCCUUUGAAAUACUUUGAGGGAACUUUUUUUGCUGAAAGAGUCAACUUUUCAGACCCUUCCUAAAGGAUUUUUUUGUUAGUGAAGUCGGUUGUGAUCACCAGCAGCAUGAACCUGGGGAAACUCUCUGGCCUGAAGGGCCUGGUGUCCAGCUCUGGCGGGAAGCGCAAGUUCAAGGGCGAGCUUACAGCGGACAUGAUCAGCCCGCCGCUCGGCGACUUCCGCCACACCAUGCACGUGGGCCGCCGGGGAGACGUGUUCGGCGACACCUCCUUCCUCAGCAACCACGGGGGCUCGGGGGCCAACGGCGAGGGCGGCGAUACGGCUGCCGACACCGCCCCCUCCACGCCCGGCAAGAGCGAGGGCUUCUUCACGCGCACACUGCGCCACGUCCGCAAGACCCCCGACCGGCCACAGGGACCGGCCACAGGGGCCAAGGACCUGUCCCCCUCACCGCCAGCUGUCUCGCCAAUCAUCAAGAACGCCAUCUCUCUGCCCAGGCUGGAUGUGGACUCGCCUAAUGGGUGCCUCGUAAAGACGCUGUUUCCCUGUUCGCCUAAGGACUCCGGCUACUCCUACGGUGUGGAGUCUGGUUUCGUCACGUUGCCUCGCCUCUCCCGUUCGGAGCGUCAGCAGCAGGGCGCCUCCUCCACUUGCUCCCCGGACACCUCGCGGGGCUCCCUAUCCGACCUGCCUGUCCUCUCUCCUCCCGCCUCAGGCUCUGGCUGCGACUUCGACUCCCUCUCCUUCUCCGGCUCGCUCACCUCCUUCACCCUGGACCUGGGCCCCUCCCUCAUGAGUGAGGUCUUCAGCCUGAUUGACAGCCCUAACAGCCAACGAGAGCAUGACAAUGCUGUCCCUGAUGACGACGAGGAGCCCGACCUUCCCUACACCCUGCCGGUCACGGCCCCCACCAACGGCCACUCCCAGCACAACCGCAUGGAGGUGGACUCAGCCACCGUGUCUCUGGUGGACUCCCUUCUGAGGGAAGACUACAGCGGAAGCAAGGCCCUGUACGGGCUGGACUGGGGGGAGGACGAGUCUCUCCGAGGGUCCUCCACAGACAGGCCUCUGCUGGGGGCUGGGAGCAGCGGUAGGGGCAGCAUCACCAGCACCAGCAGCGGCAGCAGGCACCACAACCAGGGGAUGGACGCCGAUAAUUUCCAGAGGGCCACUGAUGUGCUGGCACGUCACUACGGCAGCGGUAGGUCCGGAACCGGGUCGGGUUUCCACCACAGCGACCCCCUCGUGGACCCAAUCAGGCCGGCCCAAAGGAAGGCGCUGUACCCCUUCCAGGACGAGGAGGAGGAGAUCAAAGUCUAGCAUCCAGGGAGGGUUAAAACUUGAGAUGGACACCAGCACAUGCAUCCAGUUCAGAGUUUUAGAAAAUAACUGGUUUUCUACAAACACCGUUUCUAUGUUUUUAAAAAAAAAAUCUAAUUGAAUUUCAACUCAAUUAUGGUCUGAGGAGGAAAGUAAUUGAGCUACUUAUUGAUCCCUACCAGUCCCUGUUGGUAGUAAUGAAAAGGUGUGAAACAUUCCUCUUUGAUGGAGAAGUUUUAGCCACUACCAUUAAAUGCUAUACCGGAGUCAGAAACAACCAAGUUGUCAGCUUAUGGUAACAUCAUUCUGUAGACUAUCAUGUUACCCCCCAGUACUGUACUGUAUGCAGUGGAAGGAGAAUCUAUUGUCAUCACUUAUCAGGCUUAUCUAUUGAGCCAGCAGUUUGACCUGGUGGACAUUCUGUGCACAAAUUACUCACACUCAGGACAGUUAUGAUGAGGGUUUGACACCUUGUCCAAAAACUACAAACACUCUGUCCAAACACUACACCAGUCAACUGUGUCCAUAUUUGUAUUGAAUGUACACUGUUGGUAUGCUGAAUGCACAAGUGAUAAACAUUAUAGUAUAUGACUAUUGCAAGAGAUACUGCCUCACUCUGUUAUUCAAAUAAGACACUAGAUCAAAACUAAUGUAUCUAGAACAUUUAUGGGAGGGAUAUUAAUAGCCAUACUUCUUCUGAGCCUCUCACUGUAAUCAUGGUUUGUGUCUUUGUAAUCAAAACUCCUUCUAGAAGGUUUUUAUUAUGGUUCCUGUUUCAUGGGUCUAAACUCCUUAAUGACACCCUGAGAGUGGGUGCUUCAGGAUCCUCAAGGUGUCCUGUGACCGAUUCAUUUAGAGACGUGACUUGAAUGUGAUUUCCGAGGAGAUGUUUUUGUUUUUAUAUUCUGUUUGUUAGCAAGUAAUGAAAAUGCACAUGUACACAAAUAUUCUACAUUUCACCAGAGCUAUUGUUUCAAAUAACAAUAAAGAUCCUUAAAGUAAUGUAA
Molecule: messenger RNA, 4822 nt
Organism: Clupea harengus (Atlantic herring)
Lineage: Eukaryota; Metazoa; Chordata; Actinopteri; Clupeiformes; Clupeidae
Gene: cdc42ep1a
Product: CDC42 effector protein 1a
Biological process (GO): positive regulation of pseudopodium assembly; positive regulation of actin filament polymerization; regulation of cell shape
Cellular component (GO): cytoplasm; plasma membrane; cytoskeleton
Molecular function (GO): small GTPase binding
Source: RefSeq, a predicted model, not a curated record